AUGCGGCCGAUCAGGCUUCCAGUCAAGAGGAAGCAUGCCACGAUGGCAUGUGUCUCCUGCCGUGAGAGCAAAGUCAAGUGUGAUGGAAUGGAGCCAGCGUGUUCCACAUGCGUGAACAGAAACCGGGAAUGCCGUUACCUGGCUAUUGACAAACGAAAGCUACCAUUACGGGUUGCCAUUGAGCUCUUGACCAACAGAGUUGACCAGCUAUGUCAGUUUAUAACUGAAAAUGGACUACAACCUCCGCAACUGCCGCUCGAGAAGGAUCAAGCGUUGAAGAAGAUAUUGGAAAGUCUUGGACUUAAUGACGAGACAAAGUCCAUGCCAUCGCUCCCAAACGAGCCAGAGGCCAAUAAAGGUUCCAAAAUGCCUGGGGAUAGUGAUAGGUGUUUACCUGACGUGUCGCAGAAUCUCGUGGCAGCCACAACUUCCGGGUCAGUAGAUUCUAGCACUGAUACAUUUCCCGAGGGAGGACUCGAGGCAGAUGUUCACACCGUAUCCAACACCCUAUCACCCACCCAGAAUAUGCCUUUCAAUUUUUUAUUCAGUGAGGAUGCACAAAAUAUUGUCCAGGACAGCCCAAAAAGCAUUCUCAGCUCUUUGGACUUGGAUCUUGGAUUUAUGACAUGCAUCAACCCUACCGCCAUUGGUGCGCAACAUCUCUUUGGCUGGUCCCAGGGUGCAAGUGGUAUUGAACAGGAAGAAUUCGUCAACUUCCCCGAUCCAAUAGCGCACGAUGACGAUGAGACGCUCGUGGAGGAAACGGGAAGCACAGGGGAUAUUGAAAGUCUUAUUGACGAGAUCUCCGACCGAGUGGGUACCCUCAGAAUCGGACCUGGGGGCAAAACGCAUUUCUGUGGCCCAACAUCAACAUUCAACUUGACGGGGGUGCUAGAAUCAGAAGAGCCAGAGUCACGACCCAUCAACGAACUUUACCCCUUGGAGUACCAUGAUCGUUCAGGGUCCGACCCUGACAUACCAUCAGCAUUGGAGGAGCAUCUCAUCAAUCUCUAUUUUUGCUGGCAAGAUCCAUUUUGCCAUGUCGUCGAUCGAACUAUGUAUGCAGAGGCCAAAAGGAAAUGGCAGGAAAUGGAGGACACACCGUUCUAUUCAGAAGCCCUACGGUAUGCGAUGUGUGCUAUUGGCAGCGCCUUCGAAUCUCGUUUUCACCCGGCUCUCGUCACAUUCCCAAAAUCUCUGAUAGACUUCCUCGGGGCUCGAGUGAAGUCGCUAUUGGAGCUCGAAUUAGAUAACCCUUGCGUGGCAACCGUCCAGGCAUUGGUAAUUCUCAGUCAUCAUGAGAUAGGAAAUGGAAAAGACACCAGAGGGUGGUUAUUUAGUGGAAUGGCAAUACGACUCGCGUUUGACCUUGCUUUGCAUAUCGACAUGUCAGAGUAUGUUUCUAGACGGGACAUCACCUCUGCAGACGCAGAGCUUCGUCGAACGGUGUUUUGGGCUGCAUAUACUGUUGAUCAUCAGUUAGGGUUUCAUCUUGGCAGACCCUCUCGUACCAGCAUGGAGGACGUGACCGUCCGUAAGCCACAAGGUCAAGUGGGUCAAUCUGGGAAGUACAGGUGGGCGCCAUAUGAAAUGCAAAAUUCCGCCAAUUCGACGGCCGGCUUGCUAGACUGUACCGAAGCAGUGAGCCAGCAGAUGGUCUCUCUUUGUGAACUUAUGGCCCCAUGUGGCUAUAUAUUAUAUGGCACAUCAAGGAUAUCAAAGCCAGUGCUACAAGAACUUAACGCAAAAAUUGUCGCCGAACUGAGCAGGUGGAAAGCCAACCUCCCACCUUUCCUCCAGAUCAACCUUGACGACUACACUUCGCCAUAUCUACCGCAUGUAUUGCUACUGCACAUGCAAUACCAUCAAAACAUCAUAUACGCUCACAGACCAUGGAUGUCCAAAAAUGGUUUACAACCAGACCCGCCCAAGGGACCAGGUUAUCUCCAUGCUCGUGAGAUGUGCAUAAGCUCCGCCAUUGCCAUUUCGAAGAUACUCGUUCUCUAUGAAACACGAUAUACACUGCGCCGGAUCAAUGUCAAGGCAGUCUCAAUAACUUCUUCAGCCAUCCUCUUACUUCUUUUCGCCGCCGUGACCAAGUACCCAACCCAUUCACAAGGUGACAUCAAAAUGUACUUGAGCUCCUGCUUCCGAGCACUGGAUGAGUUUGCGCUCUCCUGGCAGAGUGCUCGGCGCGCCAAAGACCUCCUUGUCAAUUUACAACGGCAAUGGGAGCUUCGAACAAGGUUUAGGAAAGACAUAAGCAACCCUGAGAGGAGUACUUAUUUACCUCGAAAGCGUUCCCGAGGUUUGAGUACGAUCUAUCGAGUGACGCCCAUCGGACGAGAAGCAUUUACUCGUCGCGGAUGUGAGCCGCAAUUGGACUUCAACGUAGAAUCGGAGUCAGGCUGGAUGCCCAUGGACGAUGCGCGAUCGGUAAUUGACAAUUGCAACAAAGACCCUUUCGAAAUUGUGUCCGACUCUGGGUUUGAUGCACCUCAAAUACCUCGAACUUAG
Messenger RNA from Penicillium daleae, 2517 nucleotides. RefSeq lists its product as uncharacterized. The record is from RefSeq and is a predicted model, not a curated record. Bases 1 to 2517 code for a protein of 838 amino acids. Gene Ontology annotation, biological process: regulation of DNA-templated transcription; DNA-templated transcription. The transcript has 8 exons. Lineage: Eukaryota; Fungi; Ascomycota; Eurotiomycetes; Eurotiales; Aspergillaceae. Gene Ontology annotation, molecular function: zinc ion binding; DNA-binding transcription factor activity, RNA polymerase II-specific; DNA binding.